This is a messenger RNA of Catharus ustulatus (Swainson's thrush), 2953 nucleotides long. RefSeq names its product glial cells missing transcription factor 2 (gene GCM2). Gene Ontology annotation, cellular component: nucleus. The transcript is spliced from 5 exons. Gene Ontology annotation, molecular function: DNA-binding transcription activator activity, RNA polymerase II-specific; RNA polymerase II cis-regulatory region sequence-specific DNA binding. NCBI's taxonomy places the organism in Eukaryota, Metazoa, Chordata, Aves, Passeriformes, Turdidae. The record is from RefSeq and is a predicted model, not a curated record. Gene Ontology annotation, biological process: regulation of transcription by RNA polymerase II; gliogenesis. Bases 1 to 1413 code for a protein of 470 amino acids.
AUGAAGCUCACCUGGGACAUCAACGACCCCAAGCUCCCGCAGGAGCCCAAGCACUUCGAUGCCUUCCAGGAGUGGCCUGAUGGCUACGUGCGGCUCAUCUACUCGAGCGAGGAGAAGAACGCUCAGCGGCACCUCAGCGGCUGGGCCAUGCGCAACACCAACAACCACAACUGCCAGAUCCUCAAGAAGUCCUGCCUGGGCGUGGUGGUGUGUGCCCGGAGCUGUGCUCUGCCCGGCGGGGCCAGGCUGCAGCUGCGCCCCGCCAUAUGCGACAAGGCUCGGCAGAAGCAACAAAAGAAAGCCUGCCCCAACUGUAACUCUGCCCUCGAGCUGAUUCCUUGCCGAGGUCACAGUGGAUAUCCGGUCACUAACUUCUGGAGGCUUGAUGGCAAAGCAAUAUUUUUCCAGGCUAAAGGAGUCCAUGACCACCCCCGGCCAGAGAGUAAACUGGAGGCAGAAGCAAGAAGAAGCGCAAUUAAGAAACAAAUGUCCUCUUAUCACCACUCCCAAAAAAAGAGAUCUCUAAACUCAGAGGCAGGAAGGUAUAACGACAGCAGUGGUUACACCAAUAACCUACAGAAUUUUCACUGCGUGGAUGGCCCAGAAAGAGUUGGUAUCUUCACAGACACAAAUUUUUCGAUUCCAGCCCAGUCUUACCCUUCGCUGCAGAACGCAGAUCUCUACAAGGCACCAUACGACUCAGCCAGCUUCCAAGAGGAUCAGCUGUCACCAUACCCUAAAUGCCCAAAUCCAAGGAUCUACAUGCCCAUGCCAUGCACUUAUGAGUUUGGAGUUCCUACCUUUAUAAGCUCGAGUCCUUACCCAACAUUUUACAAAGAUCUGACCGGUCCUGCCAUUGAUGCAGACCCCCUCAGUCUGAACGGGUCUCACUACAAUGCUGUGACCACCCACGAUAAGAGUUCCGAUAAUCCUGGCAGGCAUUACGGACUGAAACCAGCGUGGGGGAAAACCAGCAGUGCAGACCGGAGUGACUACGGGCAGGUGUCAAGUGCUCCCCACCCUUACUACAGCGGAGACUAUCCCUGCAGGUACAGCCCCAGCCCCGCUCCCAUGGCCCCGCCGCUGCAGACGGUCAUCACCACCACCACCAAGGUGUCCUACCAAGCCUACAAGCCCCCCGCGCUGAAAUACAGCGACAACCUCUGCGACGUGAAAAACCUCCAGAGCUACACCCACGUGGCAGAAAACGUCUCGGGUGCCAUCUAUUCAGGGAUGAAGAUUCAGGAAGACUUUGGGAUGAUAAAGUCAGCGUUGCUCUACCAGCACGACUCCAUGCCCACAAAAUCCAAACCAGCCGAGAGCAUGGAGAGCUAUCGGUAUGGGCUCCCUCUGGGGAGCAGCUUUGCUGAGCAUGAAGGCCAGGCCCUAAGGUUUGAGAGUGCUGAAUACUGACUAAACGGUGCCUAAGUGACAAACAUCUGCAGAUAGAAGAAUAGAUUAUUGUGCUGACCAUGUGAGUGCUAAGCCAAGUGGUUUGGGAUCUUGAUCAAGAGAGCUUUUUCUUAAAAGCAUCUUUCUGGAGCUAUGUGCUGAAUGAAUUAUACUUUGCAUCUAAUUUCAAAGAAACCCCACACAAUCUUUAAAAUGGCACAAGGAACUGAGCCUAAAACACACCUAGGAGAAGGUAAUAUGGAGGCACAGCUCUGGAAGUCAACAACCUCCUCUGAUAGCAAGUCUAAUUCACUUACGGCUGGAACUCCUGCCAGAUGCCUCAAGCUUUGAGAGAAAUGUAAGAAAGAAAAGACUGAUCAGGUAAUGGGAGAAAAAAAUGAAGAAAAAUGGCUAUAGAUUAUAGUCAACUGAAGGAAAUAGCAGAGAAAGAAAGACAUAAAAGAAAUGUGAAAGCAAGACAAUUUGCAGACUAAUUCACCUGUUACGAUCUUUUUGACGAAUGAAAAGAUCAGCUAAGUUUCUCUGAAACGAGAAAUGAAAAAUCUGAGACCUAAGAAAUGAAACAUGCUAAAUUCAUGUUGCUUUUUGAUCCCCUGUAUCAAAAGCAGAGACUACCCAGCCCUUCUAUGCAAGAAGGACAUCCCAGCACAGCCAUACCAGGAACUGAUGCCCUGUAACACUCAGCCUGGAGGCAGGAAAGCUCAGGCAGCCCCCACUAAGCCUGCUCAGCAUCACAUGGCUGCCAGAGUUAGCUUACAUGGUCCCGAAAACCAUUUGCAGUGAAACUGCUUUUGCUUAAAGAGGCCUGGCAAGCUGGUCAGACCAAUUGGUUAUUGGUACAGAAUUCUCUUUACUCAUGAAUGCAACUUGUCCUGUCUAAGAAUGUAACAUCCCAGCUGUUUAGUGUAGAUCAGUGUUGAAUGAACCUUUCCUGGCUGCCUCUCUGCACUCCAUCUCCAUCAGGUCUUUCUCCCUCUCUUCAGGGACUUCUAGUGAUUUUUCUCUCUGUAAUCAUAGCUCCCCUUGACAGCACUACAUCAGAAAUUAAAAUAACAGCCAACAGAGUGGUUACGAAACAAAAUCUCCAAACUGAACUAAGCAAAGAAAACAUAAGGAAAUACAUUCCCAAAUUCAUCCCUAAAGCAACUAAUUAAUCUGGAAAGAAGAAAAAACAAAGAGUGUUGGUUUAGAACCAAAGACAUUUUGAAAGCUGCCUAGUACUGGGGAAUAGAACCCUCACCUAAAAUGUGUCUUCUAAGCAAGGGAGCUAAGUAGAUACAGGGCAUUGAUUAGGGUCAAAAAAUUUCUUUCAGUAACAUUAUUAUUAAAUUACCAAGUAUUUUAACUUUUUGAACACUUUUUUUUUACCUGUCUUAUGCAUAUUUUUGCUAUGUUUUGAGAAGCAGCAUACUACUAUAGCCUUUCAAUAAAUGUGAAAUCACAGUUAAAAGCACAGCACCACAUAAAUUAAUGUGAGAAGUUGGCUAGUUAGAAUUUUAAGUUUCUGUGCACUGAAGCCACCAUUAAACUGGUAAAAAAA